AUGAAUUCAAAUGAGACACUCGUAGAAUAAGAGAAAUAGAUUCUUGAAAAUACAGAAAACAUAGACACCACCAAUACUGAACAAUUACUUGAUUUCACAACUAUGUUUAAGAAUCAAUAAGCUACUAAACCUAAAUUGCUAAAUAGAUAAUAAUAAUAAUAAACCUAAUCUACAGAUGAGUUAACUCAUAAAUAACUUCAAAAUACUGUUCCAAGAAAUCUCACUAUUACUUAAGAACUAAUGAGUUAAAGAAGAUGUUUAGAUGUUCGUAGAUGGUAUAGUUUGAGUAGACCAUAAUACAAGAAAAGUUGCGGUAUUUCAUCUGUUGUUACUUGCUGGAAUUACCUAUUUUCUACUUUAGGAGUAGGAACCUUAAAUCCACUUUCUUAAGAGGAAGUAAUUGUCUCUUUGGGUCCUGAAGUAGGACCACACUUUAAUGAAGUAGAAUUCGGGAGCUUUAGUGGAAAUAUGUCUUUAAUAUCUUGGUUUAAGAAUUUAUGUAGAUUAUAAAAAGUAUAAGGAAGAGCUUAUUUUCUAUGGAAAAAUGAAGGAGAUUUUUCGACUCCAGGAGUUGAUAGAGAUGUAGCUCUCUCGAAAUUAACCUCUGGAUUAAAGUCUGAUAAAAUCUCCUACAUUUAUCAUGCUUAUAAUCAUUAUUUCUGUCCUAUUGGAUUUGAAUGCACACCUAAUAAAUAAGUAGAAGCCUUUGCUGAUGAAAUAGAUUAAAAUGAUUGCCAGUAUUGGAUUAUUAUAGCAGAACCUGCUAAACCUUACCCAAUGUUCACAGUCAGAAAGUGGGUAGAUAUUGCUUAAGAUUUGGAAUUAAAAUACCCUCAAUACAUGAAAAUUAGAAAAAUGAAUGAAGGAAUAAAAAGAUAUAAAAAUGAAAAAGGAGUUAGUUAACAUUGUAUUAUGGCAUUUGAAAGAAUUGAUCCUAAACCAAAAAAAAUGAUAGAGAAAAAAGAGAAACCUAUUACAAAUGAAGCAUUAUAAACAAUAAAAAAGAAUAAUUUGGUUGAUUAACAAGUAGAGUAAAUAUCUGCCAAUAAUACUAUUCCCUAAAGUCUUGUUAGCGAUGAUAAUUUGAAAUAAAAUGAAUAAUAAUGA
This is a messenger RNA of Paramecium tetraurelia, 1107 nucleotides long. RefSeq lists its product as uncharacterized. Gene Ontology annotation, cellular component: nucleus. The transcript is spliced from 2 exons. The record is from RefSeq and is a predicted model, not a curated record. Gene Ontology annotation, molecular function: single-stranded DNA binding; DNA endonuclease activity. Gene Ontology annotation, biological process: nucleotide-excision repair. Lineage: Eukaryota; Ciliophora; Oligohymenophorea; Peniculida; Parameciidae.